AAGCCUUUCCACUGACUGCCACGUCGAGUUCCGUGAGGACCAGGAGGUUUCUUACUCACUUUACUUUCUGCUGUAACAAACCUGACGUCCAGAACUCUGGGAGAAACACUGGAAGCGGGAGCUAAAACAAAUCUGUCAGCGUGGAACUGCUCACAACCCGUUCCUGUGAGCACAGCAAAGACAGAGUAAACGGUCAUCAAGACAUCAUGAGGCAGCUCAAAGGCAAACCCAAAAAAGAAUCGUCCAAGGACAAGAAGGAGCGUAAGCAGGCCAUGCAGGAAGCCCGACAGCAGGUGGCCACCAUAGUACUGCCUACACUAGCUGUAGUGGUGCUGCUCAUUGUUGUCUUUGUGUAUGUGGCCACCAGGCCUGGUGCUAUAGAGUAGACAUUAAAGGAACUCAUGAACUCCCAAACUGACUGGACUUUGAAAACUGACAAUGGCUAUACCCAAAGGAUUACUCUCAUCACGUGACGAGCCUCCCUCUGUAAGGCCAGUGAUUGGCCUAGCAAUUUUUUUUAAAUGAAAGCCUCCCUCAAACUGUGUUUCUUUGCUCUAAGCAGAGUUUAAGCUGCAGAAAUAAAAAAUCAAAUUGAGUGGAGAAACAGUUUCUCCUUGGUGCCUUCAGAUGAAUGAUGAUGAUGACACCAAUUUAAUCCUGUUCACUUGAGAGCAGCGGAUGGAUUCAUGUUGAUGUCUUACAAAAUGAUGCAAAGUCAUGCAUACCAAAGGACUUGUGCACAGCUUGCCAAGUUUGACCAGAAAUGAUAAAAAAAGAAACUUUUGUAUCACUCUUUGGGCAGCACUCAAGCCUACCUGUAUGAAAAGAAGGAUUCAGUUUGCGUCUGCUAUGUUUGAAAGCAACUAGAGGAUCUUAUUGAAUGUAAUCAGAGAAUGUGUUAUCAUAAGUCCAGUUUGUUCAAACACAUUUGAAUUUCUUCAUCUUUAAUGUGAAUGUUACCCAAUUGUUUCCACUAAGUUACUUUAUUAUACUUUGAGUUACUCAUGAUAUCUGUGCAUAUGUAAUAAGGUGCCUUAACAGAUUUGCAACUGUAUUAUUUCAGUUAAAUAAAUGAAUUUUUAAAAUAACUGA
Messenger RNA from Epinephelus lanceolatus (giant grouper), 1092 nucleotides. It is a transcript of the gene smco4, whose product is annotated as single-pass membrane protein with coiled-coil domains 4. The record is from RefSeq and is a predicted model, not a curated record. NCBI's taxonomy places the organism in Eukaryota, Metazoa, Chordata, Actinopteri, Perciformes, Serranidae.